Molecule: messenger RNA, 1002 nt
Organism: Cricetulus griseus (Chinese hamster)
Lineage: Eukaryota; Metazoa; Chordata; Mammalia; Rodentia; Cricetidae
Source: RefSeq, a predicted model, not a curated record
AUGGACGGCCUAGCCUGGAGGGCAAUAUCCAGUGACCCUAGCAGCCUGUUUCCUCUCCUUGCAAAUCUCUGCGAUCGGAAGCGGGACACGUUCCCUCUGGCUGUGCCCUGUGCUGAGAGCCUGUCGCUGGAGCUCCAGCUCCGCACAAACGCAUCUAAUGCCGGGCUACCUAGCGACUUUCGAGAGGUGCUCCAGCGGAGGCUCGGGGAACUGGAGAGGCAGUUGCUGCGCAAGGUGGCCGAGCUGGAGGAUGAGAAGUCCCUGCUCCACAAUGAGACAUCAGCUCACCGGCAGAAGACAGAGAGUACACUGAACGCGCUGCUGCAGAGAGUGACUGAGCUGGAGCGAGGAAACAGUGCAUUCAAGUCACCAGAUGCAUUCAAAGUGUCCCUUCCUCUCCGCACAAACUACCUGUAUGGCAAGAUCAAGAAGACAUUGCCCGAGCUCUACGCCUUCACCAUCUGCCUGUGGCUUCGGUCCAGUGCCUCGCCAGGCAUCGGCACACCAUUCUCCUAUGCUGUGCCUGGGCAAGCCAAUGAGAUUGUGCUGAUAGAGUGGGGUAAUAAUCCCAUCGAGCUGCUCAUCAACGACAAGGUAGCCCAGCUGCCCUUGUUUGUUAGUGAUGGCAAGUGGCACCACAUCUGCAUCACCUGGACUACCCGAGAUGGCAUGUGGGAAGCAUUCCAGGAUGGGGAAAAGCUCGGCACUGGGGAGAACCUGGCACCCUGGCACCCCAUCAAGCCUGGGGGUGUGCUCAUCCUGGGGCAGGAGCAGGACACCGUGGGAGGCAGGUUUGAUGCCACACAGGCCUUUGUCGGAGAACUUAGCCAGUUCAACAUAUGGGACCGUGUCCUUCGGGCGCAGGAAAUCAUCAACAUUGCCAACUGCUCCACGAACAUGCCUGGGAACAUCAUCCCGUGGGUGGACAACAACGUUGAUGUGUUUGGAGGGGCUUCCAAGUGGCCUGUGGAGACCUGUGAGGAGCGCCUCCUGGAUUUGUAG